Tachysurus vachellii is the source of this 4999-nucleotide messenger RNA. It is a transcript of the gene scai, whose product is annotated as suppressor of cancer cell invasion. The record is from RefSeq and is a predicted model, not a curated record. Gene Ontology annotation, molecular function: transcription corepressor activity. The coding region runs from base 1494 to 3281 and encodes 595 amino acids. Gene Ontology annotation, biological process: DNA-templated transcription. The transcript has 16 exons. Lineage: Eukaryota; Metazoa; Chordata; Actinopteri; Siluriformes; Bagridae. Gene Ontology annotation, cellular component: nucleus.
AUUGGCUGUCUGAAGUGUAUCUGCCAAAUGCCGUAAAUGAAGCGGGUCCAGAAGAAGAAGCGAUCAGAUUAGGAACUCUGGGCUCUCGGGAGUGAUAUGUAAAGAUCUCCAGAGACAUUUCAUUGAUUGUAAUCAUAAUGGUUUAAGACAACGUACAUUAUGUGCAAAGUGCAGGUAGGGACAGCCAGAAGGUGACAGACAUGAGGGACAUAAAGCCAACCACUCCACAGUCAACAAACCUGAGUGAUUUGUGAGGGUGGUAGGGCGACAGCAUUGAGACAUCCCAGUCCUCCAAACACUCUAUGCCCAUAAACCCUCCAACACACCAAAAACAAUCAAAAUAUAUCAGCAUAACAAACAAAACAAAAAUUUACUUUCAAUUACCUUCAUCAGAACACAUGAAAAAAACAAACUUCUUUGACUGUUGCAAGUUCUGGAAAGACCUCAAAGUCUACUUAUACCCUGCUCAUCUGUGAUUUUCAGUACGGUAUUUUCUGGAAUGGAAUACUUCUGCUAGACUGAAUCAUAACUGACACUUCGUUAAUCAAGUUGACAUAUUAUUUCUUACUGUUUAAAGACUUAACGUUACUAACCUUACAAACCGUGCAUAUCUUACCAGCACUGAUAUCUGAGAAACUGCCUUCCUCCAGCUUCACAUAUUUCUUUGUUCCUCUGUGUUUUACAUUUAUCAACAUCUUGAUAACUUAAUUUUCAAAAGAAAAUAAUUUUACUACUAAUAAAAGCAACUUGUGGUCUGUGUAGAUGUAGAAAUGUACGUUUUUCGAGCAACUAAUAUGCAGCAGGGUGGGUAAACUCUGCCUAUUUUAACAGACCACGUAGAUGAUCCUCUUUUAGUAGCCAGUAGCCAUGGCAACUGUGGACUCAUGAGCAUGUAGGGUUUGUCCAAAGAAAUGCUCUUCCUUUACUGCACCCUGUAUUUUGUAAGCCCGUUCACAUUAUUCAGCUCACCUUUUUAGCUAGUUAGCUAGACAAGGUUUAGUAACCUAGAAAACAGUGCGUUUGCCAUUUAUAGUACAUGUAAAAUUGUCUUGUCAACACUGGAGACAAAAUUGUAUUGCUAGCUAUACUGAAGGGAUAUCUCAAUAUUAUGCAAUUUGAAGAGUAAAACCAUUUUGGACAUCAGCCAUCAGAAAGAAAGGUUGCUUUACAGAUGAACUGUAAAUAAAAUCAAAACUUUUAAAAAAAUCUUAUGUCACCAUGAUUUCCACUGAUGCCAUUACGUCUGUGGAAGGCUGUUUGUAUUGCUUGUAUCAGUCAGCCAAAUGUAGAUCAUUCACAUACAGACACACACUAUCUACUUGCACAUUAUAUAUCACUUCCAGGUCUAAGCAUCUGGACAUUAGACACAUUAAGACCACAACCAUAUGUCUUGUGCUGUGUUUAGUUUCUUUUUUUUGCUGCUUUGACAACACCUCUGUAGUCUCCAAUGACUCACAUGCCUGCCUUCUCUGACAGCCAGUGUUGAUGCUUUGAUGACAGUCUGCCCUGAAAGUGAGUUUUUCUACUUUAAUAUCACAGCUGUCAUGACUGGGAUGGGAGCUGAUGAUGACAUCCCACUUGGUGAGAGGAAAACUGUGACCGACUUCUGCUAUCUUCUGGACAAGUCAAAACAGCUCUUCAAUGGCCUGAGAGAUCUCCCUCAGUAUGGACACAAGCAGUGGCAGUCCUAUUUUGGCCGUACCUUUGAUGUCUACACCAAACUUUGGAAGUUUCAGCAACAGCACAGACAGGUGCUGGACAAUCGAUACGGGCUCAAGAGGUGGCAGAUUGGUGAGGUGGCCUCCAAAAUCGGCCAGCUCUACUACCAUUACUAUCUCCGUACCUCAGAAACCAGCUACUUAAAUGAAGCAUUUUCCUUCUACUCAGCCAUCCGCCAGCGAUCAUAUUACUACCAGGUCAACAAGGAGGACAGGCCCGAGUUGGUGGUGAAGAAGUUGAGGUAUUAUGCCCGCUUCAUUGUAGUGUGUUUGCUCCUCAACAAAAUGGACCUGGUAAAAGUUUUGGUCAAGGAGCUUUCUGAAGAGAUUGAAGACUACACACAGCGCUUCAACACAGAGGACCAGUUAGAGUGGAACUUGGUGCUGCAGGAGGUUGCUGCUUUUGUGGAGGCAGAUCCAGUCAUAAUUCUGAAUGACGACAAUGCAGUGGUGAUCAAGUCUAGUCGAUUGCAGGAAGGGGGUGUUCCCCAGCUUGAACCAGGCAUGGUGGUUGGGCAACUGACAUUGGCUGAUGCCCUCAUUGUCGGCAACUGCAACAGCCAGGUGAAGUUCAGCGAGUUGACCAUCGACAUGUUUCGCAUGCUCCAGGCCCUCGAACGAGAACCAGUGAAUCUUGCCACCCAAACCACCAAACCAGGGACACUUGUAAGAGAAGACUCUUGCACUCUCCCCAUCUCUCUCACCGAGCCCAACGAAAAGCCAGCAAAACGGGAGAACCCCCACAAAUAUCUUCUAUAUAAACCCACAUUCAGCCAACUAUACACCUUCCUUUCUGCCUCUUUUAAGGAGCUACCUGCCAAUAGUGUUCUCCUGGUAUAUCUGUCAGCUACUGGGGUCUUUCCCACUGGACGCGUGGAAUAUGAAGGACCCUAUGACUUUGGAGGAGUUUUAACCAACACAAAUCGUGAUGUAGUAAAUGGCGAGGCAGUGCAAAAGAGAAACCAGGCACAGAAAGAGAUGCACUGCCUUCACCCUGGAGACCUGUACCCCUUUACCAGGAAGCCCUUGUUUAUUAUUGUGGACUCAUCCAACAGCAUGGCCUACAAGAAUUUCUGUAAUCUGUUUGGCCAGCCUUUGGUAUGCCUACUGUCCCCUACCGUGUAUCCAAAGAACAUGCAAGACCAGUCUCAGCAUGGGAGUCUCUUCACUCUUUUUCUCUACAAUCCCUUAAUGGGCUUUCUGUCUGUCUGUGGGCUGACCAGUAUGCGGCAGGGUUUAUGGGACAAGGCCCAAGAGUUUGUGCGCAAAGUUUCUCACGACAUCGGUCAGAUGCUCACCAGCUCCCGAACCAUUGAUCAGGCUUUUUUGCAGUUCUACGGUGAUGAGUUUUUGAGGCUACUGAUGAUUAGGUUUGUUUUCUGCUGUGCCACUCUCCGACUACACAAGCUUUUCCGGGAAGCACAGAGUUUUCCAGAAUCGUACCCCCAGCUGCCCAAACAGGAGAUGGUGGAGAGCAGCCUACUGCAGAAGCAAAUAAUGGAACUAGCAGCUAUGCUGGAUGUGCAAAACCUCUUUUUUGAUGGCAUGCUGGAUAACUACUGACUGCAUUGUGGCACUCUAGCACUGUGCCCGACUUACAUACUCAUAUGGGCACACACAUAUUGGGUCUGUAGUUUCUCCCGAAUGAAGUUGCUGGUAUUUUGUUUAACUUAACCUCUAUGGAUUUAGAUUAGAUAGUUUUUAACAAUUUAAGAAGUGUCUCAUCUUUGUGGUCAGAUAGCAUUUUUUUUGCCAUUUUCAAACAAGACAAGAGUUACAUGCCAGAUAGCUCCAAAAGUACAAGAUUGGACAUUUGUUUUAUACCUGCAUGUUAUUGUCCAGCUACAGAGACAUACAAUCUGAAAAGGCAGCUGCUAGUUUUAGAAAGGGAGAGCAGAGGAAGAGAAAUAUAUAGCACUUAAGCUCAAUCAAGAAAUGCUGAAUGACACCUGACUAAAAUAUUAAACUGAAAUAUUCAAAGCUAUUUUCACAAUACGUUAUAUGUAUCUCAAUGUUUAGAUUUGCUAACAAAACUGCCAGUUAAAGUUUUAAAAACUGCUUCAUUUUUUAAAUACAACAAACCAUUAUUUAACACAGAAAAAAUUAAAAAUUAAACAUACAAAACAGAUACUAUUGUAACUAGCUAAUGUAACACUGGAGUUGGACAAAGUUAUAAAACUAUUGAUGAUACCGGAAAGAUCCCAUAAAGUUGUAGAGUAUCAGAGUAUCUCAAUCUUAUACUGACAGCCAUAAUAUCCUGUUUUGUCUUUGGUAAUUGUCAUGCGUUAUGUCAAUAGCACAGGUCACACAUCCAUUUGUUGCCUUUGAUGUUCAGAUGUCUUUUGAUCAACUUGACUUGUUUAUUGAUAUCUUUUCCUUACAAUCUGUGUGAUAUGGUGUCAUGUGUUCUGUGAAAUCAAGGCUGGCCUUCAGAAGCUGGUUUAAAACCAAAUGCUUUUUUUUCUGCUAGUAGCAUUUUAACUAAUUCACAUUUAACAAUUUUGCAUGUCUUAGUAUUGUGUGGUCCAUAUAGCCUUUACCUACACCCUGAUUCCAAAACCUGUGUGGUGGACAAAUAAAUAGCUGUUAGUAAGUGUGUGGCGCCACAUACACACACACACACACACACACACACCCACCCCACCACCACCACCAAGAUUAACCUCUAUCAAAAGGAUGUAAAGGCCAAAGUGUGGAGAAUGUAAGGAUGAUCUCAUGAUAUUAAAAAAAAAAAAAUUCAUCAAUCAAGCCCAGUGGAGGUAGUGCCAUAGUUUGGGCUUGCAUGACUGCUUCUUUAACAUGCUCACAAAUUUAGCAACAGAAUAUCUUCACAGCUACAUUCUGCCUGACAAUUUCUAGAGAAAUUCAUUCAAUCUAAUUGGAAUUAAAUUUAUCAUGCAGCAAUGUCCCGAAUCAUACUGCCAGGCACAACAAAGGAUUUUGUGAGGGAAACCAUGGUAAGUCAAUCACCAAAUUUUAAGGAUACAUUUAACCUUCUAAAGAGGAAACUGAAGGAAACAAGUAAAAACAAAUAACUGAAAGAUGCUUCAGUAUAAGCAUAGAAAGAUGCAGCAGUUGAUGGUGAUGUCAGUGGGUUGCCAACUUAAUGUAGCUAUCGCAAGCAAGUGAUAUUUAAACAAACAUUAAAUGUUAUUUAAUUUGCUUUAUCUGUACUGUUUCUAACUCAAAAAAUUAAUGAUCUGCCAAAAAAAGAUGCCAUGUUCUACUUUGUUUUACUCAACUAAAUGUAUAUAUCAGGAAGUAAAAGCACAAUUUUUCGA